Molecule: messenger RNA, 2678 nt
Organism: Solea senegalensis (Senegalese sole)
Lineage: Eukaryota; Metazoa; Chordata; Actinopteri; Pleuronectiformes; Soleidae
Product: kinesin-like protein KIN-14E
Exons: 14
Coding region: 204-2552 (782 amino acids)
Biological process (GO): microtubule-based movement
Molecular function (GO): microtubule motor activity; ATP binding; microtubule binding
Source: RefSeq, a predicted model, not a curated record
AGAGCACAGAGUCAUAUUCACCACUGAACCUCUUCCACACAGAACAUGACUCAUCGGGUUAGGGGGGAGAUUUGGCUCCUUCCACACACACAUCUCUGUGUGUGUGUGUGUGUGUGUGUAUGUGUGUGUGGGUGUGUCAGGUUACACCUGUUCUCACCUGUCACACCCAACAUCUUUGAGUGUGAGUGUGUGUGAGUGUCAGGAUGGGCAGCGGAGCGUCGGUCAGCGAAGGAUUGCCGAGGCCUGAGGGACCAGAAGGCAGCGAGUCUGAACCUGGACCUGCACCUGGACCUGCAGGAUGGAGCAACGACACUCUGCAGGCACAGGAGGAGGAGGAGGAGGAAACACCUGCCUGUCACACCAUUGAGGUUCAGAGCGAGGAGAGCGACACACAAGCAGAGGAGGAGGAAGAAAGAGUCACACAAACUGUCGUGAACGCAGCCACGACUGAAACCGCAGCUGAGGGUGAAGCUGAAGUGUCUCUGGACUUUGAGACUUUCCUCCACAGUGACGGGACACUCUACAGCUGCUUCAAUCACCAUGGUGACAGAGUGUACGUCGACGAGUCGCAGAAGCUGCAGCCUUUUCCACAGGAGUGGUACAACCAGGGGCGCUUCGUCACCGCCAACAAUGAGGUCUCCGGUCACCUGCAGACUCAGGCUAGCAGCAGCGAGCCAGCGGUCAGAGAGGACGACCGCACCGGCAGCAUCUACAUCCAGGGCAAAGGAACCGUCAUGACCUACAUGUUCGAGGAGAGGCUGAACGUCUGCAGGUUCUGGGAUCCUCACUCCGGCGUCUGGCUGCUGCUGCCGCUGCAGUGGGAGAUGAACGUCAACUUCAUCAAAUCUCGCAUUCAGAGAGUCAUGUCUGCCCUGCCUGGCCUAGUGGACCAGAAGGAGAUCACGGCGGCGCUGCGCCAGUGCAACUACGACCCCGAGGAGGUCAUCUCCGUCUAUCUCACCAUGUUUGGAGAAAUCCUCCUGCAGACCUCGCCCAGCGGAGACCACAACUACAGCGACCUCAACUCCUUCAGAGCCCUCUUAGAGCGAGACAGAGUGAUUGAAGAUCUGAAGCAGAAUCUCCAGUCAAGAGAGAAGGAGGUGGACAACCUUUUCCAGAGGAACAAUUACCUGGCCAGGGAAGUCUGCUACCUAAAUGACGUGGUCCAGCACCUGAACCAGAAGCUAGCUGAGCUGGAGGCCGACAAGCAGGAGGCCAGAGAGAAGAUCAGGUCUCUCCUGAACCACCGGGCUCCAGCUGUCCCACCUGCCAGAACCGCCACCAAACCUGCCAUGGAUGCCAACCAACUUGGUCAGGUGAGGAGUCUGACCCGUGAGCUCAACGUCUCCAACAAGCAGCUCCGAUCGACGGUUGACCAGGUGAUGACCGACAUGAAGAACCAGCUGGAGCAGAUGAAAGGUGUCGCAGGAAAGUUGACCGAGGUGGAGAAGGUGGCGGCCAGGGAGGUAGAAGAACUGCGCUCCCUCUACAGGCGGGAGGCGGUGGAGAGGAAGAGCCUUUACAACAAGCUGCUGGAGCUGCGGGGAAACAUCCGGGUGUUCUGUCGCUGCAGGAAGAGCUCCGCCUCCAGCUUCUGCCUGGAGACAACAGAUGACCAAGAGGUGGUGCUCGUCCAGAAGGGAAGCAAGAAAAGGUUUCAGUUUGACAAGGUGUUUCCUCAGAGCAGCACACAGGAGGAAGUGUUUGCAGAAACCCUGCCACUGAUAACAUCCUGCGUAGACGGAUAUAACGUCUGUAUACUGGCCUACGGACAAACCGGCUCAGGGAAGACCUACACCAUGAUGGGGGCAAAGCAAAACCCCGGAGUCAACAUCAGGUCCAUUCGAGAGCUGCUUCGCAUCUGUGCAGACAAAGAGAAGGUGUCCUACACUCUGAAGAUUUCGAUGUUGGAGAUUUACAACGACAGUUUGAACGACCUUCUGACCAAAAGUGCCGGUGCGGCCCUCGACAUUCGAGUCCAGGGGAAGACGGUAUCGGUCCCAGGACUGACCCAGACCCGGGUCCAGACUGAGGCCGACAUCCUCAGUGUCAUGGAGACUGGAGAAAAGAACAGAAAAAUCGCCUCGACCAAGAUGAACAUACAGAGUUCUCGGUCUCACCUGGUGGUGGCGCUGGAGGUAGAGGGUUUAGACGAGGUCUUGGGUCGGACGUCUCGCGGCACGCUGACUUUGUGCGACCUUGCUGGUUCUGAGCGGAUCUCUAAGACUGAGGCUGAGGGUCAGAGGCUGGUGGAGGCAGCCGCCAUCAAUAAAUCCCUGACGGCACUGGGACAGGUGUUCGGUGCUCUGAAGAACAACGCUCUCCACGUCCCGUUCAGGAACUCUAAACUUACUCACCUGCUGCAGCCCUGUCUCAGUGGAGACGCCAAGUGCUGCGUGUUUGUCAACGCAAGUCCAGACGUGCGGGACGCCGUGGAGACGCUGAGCACGCUGCAGUUCGGCUCCAGCAUCCGCCAGGUUUCACUGGGCAGAGCGACACAGAACAUCUCACCGGUGAAGAACAAGACCUCGAACAAGUCGACGACAAACUGAAGCUGCAGCAGGUUUUUAUUCACUUCAGUGAGACUUAGAGGAAGCGUUUCUGUUUGAGUCUGUGUGAUUUAAUUCACUAUAGAAGAGUAUUUAUUUACUUUAAGUAAUAAACAUUCAUGACAUAAA